Molecule: messenger RNA, 1274 nt
Organism: Lampris incognitus (smalleye Pacific opah)
Lineage: Eukaryota; Metazoa; Chordata; Actinopteri; Lampriformes; Lampridae
Gene: gatd3l
Product: glutamine amidotransferase class 1 domain containing 3, like
Exons: 7
Coding region: 56-865 (269 amino acids)
Cellular component (GO): mitochondrion
Source: RefSeq, a predicted model, not a curated record
AGGUGGCAGUAAGUCAGAUCUCUCCUGUAAAGAGUCGCGAGUUUGAAGCUGCAUCAUGUUCGCAAGCAGGGUUUUGCUUUCAAAACAGACACUGGCCGCCCUCUCUCGUCAGCCCGCCUGCUUCGUGCAUCACGGUGACUAUGGCAACUGGGGAAACACCAACAUUGCAGUGGUGUUUUCAGGAUGCGGCUGGUGGGACGGUACAGACGUCCACGAGGCAGUAUACACUAUGUAUCACCUGAGCCGCAACGGCGCACGCUUCCAGAUGUUCGCACCGAAUCAACAGCAGAUGCACGUGAUGGACCAUCUGAAAAAGCAGCCUGCUUCUGGGGAGAACCGAAACAUGAUGGUGGAGGCGGCUCGUUUCAGUCAUGGACAGGGAAUGAUGCAAAUGCAAGACCUGUCCAAGCUGGACGUCAACAACUUUGACGGUGUUAUCUUUCCAGGAGGGAAUGGCGUUACCAAAAAUCUGUCUACCUUUGUGAAGGAAGGCAAAGACUGCAAGGUCCAUAAUGAUGUGGAGAAAGUGCUCAAAGACUUCCACCGUUUACGCAAGCCUAUUGGCCUGUCCAGCAUGGCUCCUAUGCUGGCCUGUCGGGUGCUGCCCGGCAUCGACGUGACCAUGGGCUAUGAGAAGGAUGAGAACAGCCGCUGGGGGAACUGGCCCCACACCAACAUGGUGCAAGCUGUGAAGAGCAUGGGCGCGCGCCACACGGUCCGCGAACCAUACGAAGCCUAUGUGGACGAGAAGAACAAAGUGAUCAGCACCCCUACGUUCAUGUGGGAGACGGAGUACCACUAUCAUUAUAUAUUUGAUGGUAUUGGCAAUAUGGUCAAGCAUGUCAUGCGCAUGUCAACCAAAUGAGCGACUGAGCCUGGAUAACGGAGAGUUGCAACUCAUACAGAAAUGUUGAGAUAGAUAUCAUGCCUUUAUGAUGUGAUCAAUUAGAUAUGUAGAGAGAGAGAGACCAUAAAUAUACACAUAAACACCUUAGUUAAAGAGCAACUGUCUUGUUAGAUAUCAUAAAUAUACAUAUAAACACCCAGGUUAAAGAGCAUCUGUCUUGUUAGAUAUCAUGAAUAUACAUAUAAACACCCAGGUUAAAGAGCAACUGUCUUGUUAGAUAUCAUAAAUAUACAUAUAAACACCCAGGUUAAAGAGCAACUGUCUUGUCACUGUCAUUUUUUUUUCUCGAUCAGGUCACUCAGAAUAAUUUUGUUGGCGAUAUGGUCCAAUAUUGCAUAUGUGUAAGUCAAAUGUAAUAUAUUCUAUA